AUGGUCUACUCCGUACAGCCUUCCUAUCCGAACAUCGACAUUUGGUCCUACUCCCGCGCUAACCCUGAUCGGGUCAACUAUACCUUAGGCAUCAUUACGUGCCAUUACACGCCUUGUUCUCUUUCAUCAAACAGUCAUCUAAAUUCGCUUCAACUAGAGCCAACGCCAUGGCUCCACAAGUCAAUCAUCAUGAAUUAUAAAGAAGAGAUCAGCAGUCUCGUCUUGGAUCUCUCAGAUCUCGAAGUUGCGCUUCUACUCUCUCUUGCUAUCCAUGAACAUUGCCUCAUUGAGACAACAAACGACUGCAUCCAUGACGUUGCAAAAGAACUAGGCCUGCUGUCGACCCAUCACAACACCACUGGGUCAAGAGAUUGUACGAGGUCUCCUGGUUUCCGUAAUGUAUUCGGGGACAUGAAAGUCGUCGACGUCGUUAUCGCCAAGAACUUCAAUUAUGUUGACGGGGUUAUACAACUUCAUGCUUUGGAGGUAGGAUUUCUUGAUCAUCACGACGAUGCUUUGCUGAACCAUCGACAGUUGAUGCGCUCCAAACGAUUGAACACAAAUCAUGGCCCGAUUGAAGCUCCUCCCGGCUUUCUCUUCGUACCUCUUGUAGUCCGCGGCUCGGACCAGCGUAGCCCUCGUUUGAAUCAUCACCUGUUGCUGGAUCAAAUACAACAGCUAAGCGCCUCCGUCUCGGUGGGCGCAGACAUUACACGGUAUCAGCAAGAUAUUGUUGUAUUCUUGCGACUAAGCCGCGCUGUUGCUGGGGGCAUCACAGCACGGUCAAACAUGCAGUUUACGAAACUCUCAAAGUACGUCCAGCUAAUUAGACUCCCUAAAGAAUGCGCCUAA
Molecule: messenger RNA, 852 nt
Organism: Aspergillus fumigatus Af293
Lineage: Eukaryota; Fungi; Ascomycota; Eurotiomycetes; Eurotiales; Aspergillaceae
Exons: 3
Coding region: 1-852 (283 amino acids)
Source: RefSeq, a predicted model, not a curated record